This is a messenger RNA of Sinocyclocheilus grahami, 1190 nucleotides long. Its product is annotated as lipoma HMGIC fusion partner-like 2 protein. NCBI's taxonomy places the organism in Eukaryota, Metazoa, Chordata, Actinopteri, Cypriniformes, Cyprinidae. The record is from RefSeq and is a predicted model, not a curated record. Gene Ontology annotation, cellular component: membrane. The coding region runs from base 266 to 928 and encodes 220 amino acids. The transcript has 3 exons.
GCGCCAUUCUCACUGAGAAGUGAAUGAGACGAGACGCUUCAGUGAGUUAAUCAGAGCUGACACCAGUUGUGUUUGUGAGAUGAUGGUCGAAGUUCUGCAGUAAGAUGUAGAAUCCAGACGAGGAGGAGGAAGAGAGACAGAAAGAGGAAGGAACUCGCGUCUGAACGACACACUCAGAAGAAGAGAGAGAGAGAGAGAGAGACAGCUUCUCCAGCCAUACGACACACCCACAGCUCCCUGUGACCUUCGACCUCAGCUGCGCACCAUGUGUCACGUGAUCGUGACGUGCCGUUCGAUGCUGUGGACGCUGCUCAGCAUCGUGGCGGCGUUCAGCGAGCUCAUCGCCUUCAUGAGCACCGACUGGCUGCUGGGCUUCCCGCGGACGCCAGACGCCGUCUUCUCUCCGCACGGGGAAACGUACCGACCCACGCUGGGCAUCUACGGCCGCUGCAUCCGUCUGCCUCACCUGCGGCGCGGCGUUCUGUGCGGCCCGUACGCCGUGCACUUCACUGAGAUCGCCAGCGGGUUCUGGCAGGCCACCUCCAUCUUCCUCGCCGCCGCGAUCCUGCUGCUGAGCGCCGUGGCCUUCAUCUCCGUCUUCACCAUGUGCUUCCAGAGCAUCAUGAAGAAAAGCAUCUUCAACGUGUGCGGACUCCUGCAGGCCAUCGCUGGUCUGUUCCUGAUCCUGGGUCUGAUACUGUAUCCCGCCGGCUGGGGUUCAGAUAAAGUGCAGGGUUACUGCGGCCCCGACGCCUCGGCCUAUCAGCUGGGCCUGUGCUCCAUGGGCUGGGCCUUCUACACCGCGCUGGGCGGCACCGUCCUCACCUUCAUCUGCGCCGUGUUCUCCGCGCAGGCCGAGAUCGCCACGUCCAGCGAUAAAGUGCAGGAGGAGAUCGAGGAGGGCAAGAGCCUGAUCUGUCUGCUGUGAGACCUCUGUGUCUGCGUCUCAUCAUCUGAUGUGUGUCCGUCUGAUGUAAAUAUAUGAGUGUAAAUAAUGUAAAUAUGAUCGUGAAGGAUCGUGGGUUCCAGUAGCCCAGAAACCACUUGAUCUCGUGUGUGAGGAGAUGAACGUGAGCAUGUGCCAAAAUCACUGAUGCCUUGAGCCGCCCAACCAGUCCUGAGACCCACAGAACCAGAGACAAGAGUGUGUGUGUGUGUGUGUGUGUGUGUGUGUGAGUGUGUGUGAGUGU